This is a messenger RNA of Melanotaenia boesemani (Boeseman's rainbowfish), 2043 nucleotides long. Its product is annotated as zinc finger protein 572-like. Gene Ontology annotation, molecular function: RNA polymerase II cis-regulatory region sequence-specific DNA binding; DNA-binding transcription factor activity, RNA polymerase II-specific. The record is from RefSeq and is a predicted model, not a curated record. The transcript has 2 exons. Bases 138 to 1145 code for a protein of 335 amino acids. Gene Ontology annotation, biological process: regulation of transcription by RNA polymerase II. Lineage: Eukaryota; Metazoa; Chordata; Actinopteri; Atheriniformes; Melanotaeniidae.
CCGGAACUUCCCAGUGUGACACCAACCGGAAGUAAACAAGCCGCUAGCAGCAUCGUUAGCUUUCCUCGUGUGAGGACGGAGCAGGAAGACGGUUGUGUUGUCGUCUCUCAGCUGAAUAUUUCAGUGUUUCAGCAACAAUGUCUUCAGUUCAGCAUCUGAGAGAGUUUAUCAGCGAGCGACUAACUGCUGCUGCUGAAGAAAUAUUCACAGAGUUUGAAAAAACCAUCGUCCAGUACGAAGAAGAGAUCGAUCGUCAGCGCAGACUGCUGGAAACCAGUAAAGCGCAGAGAAGCUCCCACACAGCAGAUUUCCCUCAUCAACAUGUGUAUGAGGAGGCCUUUCCAGAUGUACAACAGCUGUACAACCAGAGGUGCAACUCAGAUCUGGAUCAGGAGGAACCGGAGUUGCUGCAUAUUAAAGACGAAAAGGAAGAGCUUCUUACCAUUCAGGAGGGAGAGCAGCUUCUUUUAAAGCACGAGAACGAUGGGGUUUCAACCACUGCGACUCAAGCCAGCGAUGAGCUCGGAGAAGCAGAUCUAAACAAGGACCAGAUUCCCUCUCACAGUUCCCAUGUAGACCAGAGCUUAGAGGGAAGCAGGCUUGAUGACUCGGGAGCUAAAAGAGAUGCAGAGCUGACACCAAACACCAGUUAUGAAGCACCGGAAAAUAACUCGGCUGAAAACGUCUUUCUGUUAGAAAAUCAUAGUAAUACUGAUAACGAAGCUGAGAAGCUGUAUUUAAGUUUCGCCUGUGGCAAAAAGUUUUUUAACCUAGCAUCAAUUGAAACGCAUACACCAGUUCACACAAGCGAGAAGCCGUAUUCCUGCAAAACAUGUGGGAAAUGCUUCAGUAAAUGCAGCAGUUUGUUGUGUCACAUGAAAACCCACUCAGGUAACAGGCUAUAUUCAUGUAAGACAUGUGGAAGAAGUUUCAGUGGGAGCAGCCAUCUGGUCCGCCACAUGAGAACACACACCGGCGAGAAGCCGUAUUCAUGUAAGACAUGCGGGAAAGGCUUCAAUGGGAGCAGCCAUCUGGUCCGCCACAUGAGAACACACACCGGAGAGAAGCCGUAUUCCUGUAAAACAUGUGGGAAACGUUUCAGUCAAAAUAGUAACGUGAUGCGUCACAUGAGAACGCACAGGUGAGAAACCAGCUGGUUUCUGUGGGCGUCCUUUCGAGCCUCCAGGACGAGAAGCUUUUUCUUUUCCCACUUGGAAAAGGUUUGAGUUGAAGAGACGAGGACUCACCCAGAGAAGCCGGGUUGUUAACAGGAAAGGUUUCAGUGGAAGGUGUUCGGUGAGGUCCUGUAAUAAACCGUUUCUAGAAGGACUCUACGAUGUCUUUGGACACAUAGGAUCUCGUGUACGACUUUUCAGGCCCUCGCCUCACUGACCUCAAGCACGGAUGUUUUUGUGAAAUAUAAAAACCCGGCCGUACGUUGAGCUUCUGAAGACAUUUUACGUGGAUCAAUACAAAUAAAACCCUCCUGCCAGCGUAGUUCUAGAAGAGUCCGGCUUCUGUCCUGAUGUUCCUGGUGGAAAGUUUUUGGAACCGUUUUCGUUUUCUUUCCGUGUUCAGAGUUUCUGUUUUGGAUGUGCAGCUUGAAUCUGGAUUAAGUGUGUUUUCUAAGUAUCAUAGUAAAUUUCUGUCAUCCGUAGAAACGCUCCAGAAAUCUUUACGUGUCAUGAGGCUUCUUUGGUUAUUGAAUCAACUUUUUAUCGAAGGUAUUAAGUGUGAUCGCAGCGUUCUAGAAGAUGUUUGAGCUUUUAGAAAAUGCUCUGAAUGAAGCUGGUUUUUCACACCGAUGUAAUAAAUAAUUGUUGUAACUGAACAUCAUCAGUGGUGGAGAUGCAUGCAGUGAUCACUGUUGGUGCUUUUUCUGAUCUCGUGAAUUUAUAUUAAUAAUAAAACUUGUAAAAUGAUGAUAUCAGAAAACUGGAUUCUCACUGAGUCCAUUUUCUGUUUUUAUGGAUUUUAUUGUAAAGCACUUUUAUGUGAUUUUAUGUGUGAAAAGCACUAUAGAAAUAAAUGUACUGUACUUAC